Messenger RNA from Pseudoliparis swirei, 4150 nucleotides. RefSeq names its product RAP1 GTPase activating protein b (gene rap1gapb). Lineage: Eukaryota; Metazoa; Chordata; Actinopteri; Perciformes; Liparidae. Bases 210 to 2237 code for a protein of 675 amino acids. Gene Ontology annotation, molecular function: GTPase activator activity. Gene Ontology annotation, cellular component: cytoplasm. Gene Ontology annotation, biological process: regulation of small GTPase mediated signal transduction; activation of GTPase activity. The transcript has 24 exons. The record is from RefSeq and is a predicted model, not a curated record.
GCAGCAGCGAGGAAUUGCGCGUGCACACCGGACACUUCUCACCAUUCUCCAAAAAAGAAAAGAAAAGAGUUGACAAGAGCUUCUCCAGGACCAGCACCUUGUGGAAACAACAAGAUGGAAGGAUCCCUCGGAUCUCCGAUGAAGUAGAGCCCUCACUGGCACCCUCCCACCCUUCAUUUCCUCUUCCCUCACUUUCAAAGGGUUGCAGAAUGGAUGAGCAGAGAUGCCCCCUCCCUCACACCCUCAAAACCGAAGAGGACUACAUCCCAUAUCCCAGCGUUCACGAGGUUCUCGGGCGCACGAGCCCGUUCCCGCUCAUCCUGCUGCCCCAGUUCGGAGGCUACUGGAUCGAAGGGAUCAACCACGAGCUCAGAGAGCCACCGGAGGAGGAUCGACCGCCAUGCCCCGCCUCCCACGUCAAACUGGAGACGAACAGCACCGCCAAGAUCUACAGGAAGCAGUUCAUGGGCAAGGAACACUUUAAUUAUUACACCGUGGAUGCUGCCCUGGGCCACUUGGUCUUUUCCAUGAAGUACGAUGUCAUCGGGGAUCAAGAGCAUCUGCGCUUGAUGCUCCGCACAAAGCUAAAAACGUACCAUGAUGUCAUUCCCAUCUCCUGCCUUACCGAGUUCCCCAACGUGGUUCAAAUGGCCAAGCUUGUUUGUGAAGAGGUAAACGUGGACAGGUUUUAUCCGGUCCUCUACCCAAAGGCAUCCAGGCUCAUCGUCUCCUUUGAUGAGCAUGUGAUCAGCAACAACUUCAAGUUCGGGGUUAUUUAUCAGAAGUUCGGCCAGACGUCGGAGGAGGAGCUGUUCGGGAACAUGGAGGAAAGCCCGUCCUUUGUCGAGUUCUUUGAGUUUCUGGGCCACAAGAUUGAGCUUCACGACUUUCGAGGGUUUCGGGGCGGGCUGGAUGUCACUCACGGGCAAACGGGGACCGAAUCCAUCUACACGAGUUUCCAUAAUAAGGAGAUUAUGUUCCACGUGUCCACCAAGCUUCCUUACACGGAGGGAGACUCACAGCAGCUGCAGAGGAAGAGGCACAUCGGCAACGACAUCGUCGCCAUCGUGUUCCAGGAGGAGAACACGCCCUUCGUUCCAGACAUGAUCCAGUCCAACUUCCUGCACGCGUAUGUGGUGGUGCAGGUGGAGAACCCGUGUACGGACGAUGUCACCUACAAGGUGUCCGUGACGGCGCGGGAUGAUGUACCUUUCUUUGGGCCUGCUCUGCCGGACCCGGCCAUCUUCAAUAAGGGCCACGAGUUCCGCGAGUUCCUCUUCACGAAGCUCAUCAAUGCCGAGUACGCCUGCUGCAAGGCCGAGAAGUUUGCCAAGCUCGAGGAGCGGACGCGCUCGGCCCUGUUGGAGACUCUGUACGAGGAGCUGCACGUCAACAGCCAGUCCAUGAUGGGUCUGGGCGGGGACGAAGAUAAGCUGGAGAACGGAGCCGCCGGAGGGGGAGGAGGCUUCUUCGAAUCCUUCAAGCGGGUCAUCCGCAGCAGAAGCCAGUCUCUGGACGCCAUGGGCCUCAGUAACAAGAAGUCACACACAGUCUCCACUAGUCACAGUGGCAGCUUUACCCACAAUCCCGCAGAGAGCCCCAAAACUCCAGGGAUUUCGUUGCUUGUUCCAGGGAAAAGUCCCAGUAAAUAUGGACGCCGAGGCAGUGCCAUAGGGAUAGGAACAAUAGAAGAGUCAUUGAUCAUUCCUGGGAAAAGCCCAACCAGGAAAAAGUCUGGGCCCUUCAGCUCCCGUCGCAGCAGCGCCAUCGGCAUCGAGAACAUCCAGGAGGUCCAAGAGAGGAGCCGGGAGGUGUCCCCCAGCAGCACGAGGACACUGGAGGGGACACACUUUUCACUGGACAACAGAUCAGACAACUCCUCCAAUCACAGCUCGCCCGAAUUCCCCGCUUCCAAGAACAGGAAAGUGGGUCUUGUGUCACGCCACUCAAGGGAGAGCCGUUUGUGUUCAGCUCGGCGGCAGACGACGAUCAGGGAGUUUUUUCUGCGGCGGCGAGGACGUCGGAGCCCAGAGGGACGGACGGCCGGCCCAAGACGGAGCGGCCGUCGCAGGAGCACAAGUUCUCACCGAACUGUUAGCCACGCUCCUCUGACCACUGCUUCGACAUCCAUUCUCAGCACUCCCAUACGAGGCACCUCUCGCCCGAGAAGAAAGGUGACCGCCGGAGAGAGGAGCCGAGCGAGGAGCCGAGAGAGGAGACGGAAUCCGGAGACUUGACGGAUCUUCCUUUUGCGUGUUUUUGGAUCCGCUGACGGACGCCCAUAUGCUCCGUGGAUUUGUCCCGCCCUCCUUGAACGCACCCCUGGCAGAAAGGAACAGUCCCCCCCUCCCCUCCAUCACCACUGACUGUCCUUCCGUCAGCUGGCAGUGAGUCCGGCCCGCCUGUGAGAGUGAGCUCUGAAACCCGCUGUAUACUGUAAACAGUCAGAUGUUGUGUGUCCUCUUUAAAAAAAGGUCUGGAUUUUGAACUGUUGGGGGGGGGGGGAUUCAAGACCGAUCAAACAACAACCGUUGUUUGUUUGAAUUGUACAACAGUGUUUAGAGAGGAGAGUUGCACUAGAGAGAAAUGUUUUUUUUUCUUUUUCUGUCAACCUCACAUCCCACUGUGAUAUUGUACAUGGGUUUUAACGUUGAUGUACCGGGUGUGGGCUUGGCAACACUUUUUUGUUUUGUUUUUUUGGGACUGUUUUACUGCUGAUCUAUUCUUCUUGUUCUGAGUAUUCUGCAGUGGGUGAUCCGUGUCGUGUUUAACGACAGCUCCGAUAGAAUCUGUCAGGGCUUUUUAUCCGUGAUGCGAUGUUGUCGGUGGCUGUGAAAUCCCGUCGGUCCUUCCUCCUAUAGGUGGGUGAGAUAUACCACAGGAAAUACAUCUGCAGCCCCACAGUAAGUCUGUAGGAAAAUACAUAUUUUUUACAAAACUUACUGAUGCUUUGAUGAUUAGAAUAAGAACAUGUGUUUCCUGUAGGAGCCCCCAACCAGCAACACGCAUCCUCGAUCCACACGUCAAGAUCCUAUACUGUUCGUCUCACACACACCAUGUUGAUUUGAUGUGUGCGAGUCUGUGUGUGUGUGUGUAUACAACGGUACUGUGCAUGGUGUAAAUCUGCUUGCCAAAAAGAAAACCUGUCCUCUGGUGCCAUGCUUUGACAGAGUCGUUGUCUCUUGUGAUAUGUUUUGUUCAAAAAAAAAGAAGAAAACAAACAGCCAUCUCCAGACGCAGCAGCGCACAUUGCUGACCGAGAGCCAAAUGCCACAGUUUCCUACUUUAUUUGUAAAGUGUAAUAUAUAUAUAUAUAUGUACGUGAAUGAAGCACUACAUUUUCCCAAAAAAUGAUUUUAGAAAGUAAAAAAAAAAAAGCCUGAUUUGUUUACUGAAUAUGAAUUACACUGUGACUCCGUGUCUUGAAGUUGCCUUUUUUUAAAUGAUUAUGAGCUGCUUUGAAGGAGGGUCCCGGUUUGAAAAGGCACCGCAUCGCCAGCUGGCUUGAAUGUAAAAACUAGGCAGACGUGUAUUUAUUUAUUUAUUCACGCACGUCCGUCAAUAUGAAUAGUGGUCCUGUGUUCACUCUCCAGAAUCUUCAGUUUGAGAUGAAGGAACCAGACGGAUACGUGUGGUUUAUUUCACUCAAGUCGUAAGACUUGAUAUUUAUUGUCUACACUGAUUUAAAAGACGACGUUGACAGUGUGUGAAAAGUACAAAAGGUUUAAGACACUGGACCUGCAUGCUGUUUUCAUGGAGCGGUUAAAAACAACAAAUCACAACAUUUUGCAUCCGAACAAACAAAGAUACACUUCUUUUUGGUCAUAAUUCCACAUGUGUGUUUUGCAGCCUUUCAAAUUGAUUUAAAAAAAGAAAAAAAAGACUGUUUUUCUUUGGAAAUGCUUGAGUAGUUGAAGUGCUCCCUCUUGUGGCUCUGUGUUGUUGCAGCACAUCACUAACUGUGCGCCAACGGGCCGGGGAGUGAAUCUUCAGUGUGCUCCAUUUCAAAACGAUUGUAUUUCUGUUCAUGUCGACGGUCUGCUUAAGCCCUUGUUCAGAAACGUGUAAAUACUGCUUUGAAUCCCUUUUGUUUUUUCGUAAAUAAAGCCAACAAAAAAACCAAGUUGAAUAAAGAUGAAGCUGCAUCAUG